Jaculus jaculus (lesser Egyptian jerboa) is the source of this 2455-nucleotide messenger RNA. It is a transcript of the gene Sec61a2, whose product is annotated as SEC61 translocon subunit alpha 2. The coding region runs from base 81 to 1511 and encodes 476 amino acids. The transcript has 12 exons. Lineage: Eukaryota; Metazoa; Chordata; Mammalia; Rodentia; Dipodidae. Gene Ontology annotation, cellular component: membrane; Sec61 translocon complex. Gene Ontology annotation, biological process: post-translational protein targeting to membrane, translocation; SRP-dependent cotranslational protein targeting to membrane, translocation. Gene Ontology annotation, molecular function: transmembrane protein transporter activity; ribosome binding; signal sequence receptor activity. The record is from RefSeq and is a predicted model, not a curated record.
CGCGGCGUGUCCGGAGCCGGCGAGGGCAGCGGAGGCAGCGCUAGGACGCGGUGCCCGGCCGGGCCUCGUCAGCCGCCGCCAUGGGCAUCAAAUUUUUAGAAGUUAUCAAACCUUUCUGUGCAGUUCUACCAGAAAUUCAGAAACCCGAAAGGAAAAUUCAGUUUAGAGAGAAGGUACUAUGGACUGCUAUAACACUCUUCAUUUUCCUAGUAUGUUGUCAGAUCCCGCUGUUUGGAAUCAUGUCAUCCGACUCAGCAGACCCUUUCUACUGGAUGAGAGUCAUUCUUGCAUCCAACCGAGGGACUUUGAUGGAAUUAGGUAUCUCCCCCAUUGUUACAUCUGGAUUGAUUAUGCAAUUGUUAGCUGGAGCCAAAAUCAUUGAAGUUGGAGAUACACCCAAAGAUAGAGCUCUUUUCAAUGGAGCCCAGAAAUUAUUUGGUAUGAUCAUUACCAUUGGGCAAGCCAUUGUGUAUGUCAUGACGGGGAUGUAUGGGGACCCUGCCGAAAUGGGUGCCGGAAUCUGUCUUCUUAUUAUUAUACAGUUGUUUGUUGCUGGUUUGAUUGUGCUGCUGUUAGAUGAGCUGCUGCAGAAGGGUUACGGCUUGGGGUCUGGUAUUUCCCUCUUUAUUGCCACCAACAUCUGUGAGACCAUUGUCUGGAAGGCCUUUAGUCCCACUACCAUAAACACUGGCAGAGGUACUGAGUUUGAGGGUGCAGUCAUAGCUCUGUUUCAUUUGUUGGCCACCAGGACAGACAAAGUCCGAGCCUUAAGGGAGGCUUUUUAUCGGCAGAACCUACCCAAUCUCAUGAACCUCAUUGCUACAGUUUUUGUAUUUGCUGUGGUUAUAUAUUUUCAGGGGUUUCGUGUUGACUUGCCCAUUAAGUCUGCCCGGUACCGAGGACAGUACAGUAGCUAUCCCAUCAAGCUCUUCUACACCUCGAACAUUCCCAUAAUCCUUCAGUCUGCCCUAGUCUCAAACUUGUACGUUAUCUCCCAGAUGCUUUCUGUUCGAUUUAGUGGCAACUUUUUAGUAAACCUACUAGGACAGUGGGCUGAUGUAAGUGGAGGAGGUCCUGCUCGUUCUUACCCCGUCGGAGGCCUUUGUUACUACCUUUCUCCACCUGAGUCCAUGGGUGCCAUAUUUGAGGAUCCUGUCCAUGUAGUUGUCUAUAUCAUCUUCAUGCUGGGGUCGUGUGCAUUCUUCUCUAAAACAUGGAUAGAGGUGUCUGGCUCCUCAGCCAAAGAUGUAGCUAAACAGCUUAAAGAGCAGCAGAUGGUAAUGAGAGGUCACAGGGACACCUCCAUGGUCCAUGAGCUUAAUAGGUACAUCCCGACAGCAGCUGCAUUCGGUGGCUUGUGCAUUGGUGCGCUGUCAGUGUUAGCCGACUUCCUUGGGGCCAUUGGAUCUGGCACUGGAAUUCUGCUCGCAGUCACUAUUAUUUAUCAGUAUUUUGAAAUAUUUGUCAAGGAACAGGCUGAAGUUGGUGGGAUGGGUGCUUUGUUUUUCUAAAUGUUAAAAUAUUUCUUUGUGUGAAAGGGAAAUUAUUUUGACAUUGUUUUUUGUCAAAUAAUGCUGGUUCCCCUUUUCUUCCCUCAGUUUCUUGUUUUCAAGUGCUAACUGUCCCAUUUCUGAAAUGGGCACCAAGCUAAGCCUGUGUGCAGCAUUAGUACCAGCUGCCUUAAAACUGAAGUUUACAUUAUUCAUUAAAAAUGUCCAUCUAGUGUUGCCCGUGAUGCUGGAAACUGAUGCAUCUGCCUUGCUGUGAUAGUCAGGACAGCGAGACGGUGACUUGGAUUAACUUUGCACACAACAUUCAAAGCACUGAAUACUACCCCCUUGUUUAAAAAUAAAUGUAGUUCAAAACUUGCCACUUUCCAGUAUUUUUGAGCUUAUCUAAUGAGUUCUGGAACAUUUAUAUCUAAUCUAUAUUUUAGAUAAUUUUUAUACUUUUUUAACUCAUAGUAUCCAUGUUCUCUACCCUCCCUCACCAACCUCAUCCACUUUUAAUUUGUCUUUUCCCAAAGAUGCCUCUCAGCUCAGAUGGGCAAAAUCAAGCAUUGAAGUAUUUAUGUCACUAGAAACAACGGCUUCUAAUUAUGCUCCCUGUUUAUCAUUUCUGUUUUCUCAGUGACAGCAUCUUCAAUGCUUUUGGACAGUAUUGGCUAUGCUUUCCUCUUCCAGCCAGUCCCUGUGAAUUCUCCUUCAAGAGACUAUGCCCCAAUUCUUUUCUCCCCGCCCCCCUUUCUUUCUUUCUUUUUUAAUCCCUAAGCAAAGAUCCAAUUCUCAAGCAAUGCCUGUAGUUCAGUGGGGGUAGACAAUGAGUAAUUCACACUAGAAGUUCAUGUCUGUUGUACUUAUAGCAGCAACAUGAGUGUAAACAGUAAACAACAAACUUUUAUUUAAUAAAACUGUUUCAGUUGUGUUAUAAAAAAAUAAAGAAACAUGAUAUUAAA